CCAUGGUCACAUCUCGGAAUAGACUUCCUCACUGAUCUGCCCGAAUCGGAAGGACAUACCUGCGUACUGGUGGCUGUCAACAGAUUCUCAAAGGGAUGCCGCCUGAUUCCCCUCAGGAACUUACCAACAGCCAUGACCACUGCAGAAGUACUCUUUAACCAGGUCUUCCGCUACUAUGGAAUUCCAGAGGAUAUUGUCUCCGACCGAGGACCCCAGUUCAUAUCUCGGGUAUGGCGAGCCUUCUUUCACCGUUUAGGAGUGAGUGUAAGUUUGUCGUCAGGCUAUCAUCCCCAGACCAAUGGACAAACAGAAAGGAAAAUUCAGGAAAUCGGGCGCUUCCUCCGAACCUUCUGCCACAACCAUCAGAACUCCUGGAACCAGUUCCUGGGUUGGGCUGAGUACGCCCAGAACUCACUACGUCAAUCCACAACAGGUCUCACCCCUUUUCAGUGUAUCUUAGGCUAGCAACCUCCGUUAUUCCCCUGGACUGGGGAACCGUCAGACCUCCCAGCAGUGGACUUCUGGUUUCGGGAGAGCGAAAGAGUUUGGGAGGAAGCUCAUCAUCAUCUGCAGAGAGCUGUGAGGAGGUACCAGACCAAUGCCGACCGGCGCAGAUCCAACGCUCCAACCUACCAACCUGGAGACAAGGUAUGGCUCUCCACGAGAGAUAUGCGCCUCCGAAAGCCCUGCAAAAAACUUAACCCAAGGUAUGUUGGUCCAUUCGAAGUCUUGGAACAACUCAGUCCAGUAACAUACAGGUUACAGUUACCAGCACACUUUAGAAUUCAUCCCACCUUCCAUGUGUCACUGCUAAAACCUUACCAAAACCCUGUCAUUUCUCCCACAGAGCCUGGUCCUGAGGAAGAAACACCCCCUCCUCCGAUCGUCGUUGAUGAAGGUACCAUUUAUCAGGUUCGUGACAUCCUGAAUUCCCGACGUCGUAGUGGCCGUCUAGAGUACCUGGUAGACUGGGAAGGAUACGGCCCAGAGGAAAGAUCCUGGGUGCCUCGCGACGACAUUCUCGAUCCCACAAUGUUGGAGGAAUUUCAUCAUACUCACCCCGAGCGUCCGGCACCCAGAGGACGAGGUAGGCCACCACGACGACAGAGAGGCCGACCCUCAGGAGCGGGUCGUGAAGGAGGGGGUAAUGUCACAGUCAGGCCAGGCUCCGAACUCAAUCCAACACAGCGCCCUUUAUCGCCUGAGUACUAACCACCACCACCUGUCCGUAAUCAGUGUAAACGCAUAAAGACCACACACCACACCUCAGUCAAUGUCCGGGCUCGUACCCAUGAGUGAGGACCCAACGUCUAACGUUCAAGUAAGAAGAUUAAUACUUACCUGUUUACUUACCUUAUACCUCUGCUUUCUACAGCGUUCCAGUCACAGUCCCUGAGCGUGGAGCUCCGUUUACUGUGGUGUGUGAGUCUUAGUCGACGAUCGCCCGUUCCAGG
This is a messenger RNA of Clarias gariepinus (North African catfish), 1454 nucleotides long. Its product is annotated as chromodomain Y-like protein. NCBI's taxonomy places the organism in Eukaryota, Metazoa, Chordata, Actinopteri, Siluriformes, Clariidae. The record is from RefSeq and is a predicted model, not a curated record. The transcript has a single exon. Bases 670 to 1212 code for a protein of 180 amino acids.